AUGGCUACCCGUCUUCCUCACCUCUUCCUACUUUGUGUUAUGGAGAUGAGGAAGAAAUCACAUUGGCCGCUAGUGUCCUGUGUAAUAGAACAGGGUUAUGAGGGUGCCGACGUCAGCGCUGCUCAGGGAAGCAAAUCAGGGGCAGGAGCCAAUGGCCAGGUGUGGAGCCAGGAUGGCGAGGGAGCUGUUAGUGAGGCAUCUCGAGUGGUGGUAGCAUCACGUAACUAUGCAGACUUUGCAAGUGAAGCUACAUUUGAAAUUAAGAAAUGUGACCUCCAUCGCCUGGAAGAAGGCCCUAGUACCACAGCAGUGAUGACUCGAGAGGAGGGGCUCCAUUACUACAAGACAAUGCAGACCAUACGACGCAUGGAGCUGAAGUCUGACCAGCUGUACAAGCAGAAGAUUAUUCGUGGCUUCUGCCACUUGUAUGAUGGUCAGGAGGCUUGCUGUGUGGGGCUUGAAGUUGCCAUAAAGCCUACAGACCAUGUGAUAACAGCUUACAGAGUUCAUGGCUUUACCUAUGCACGAGGAGUGCCUGUUCGAGAAAUUCUCGCUGAACUUACAGGUCGCAAAGGAGGAUGUGCGAGGGGAAAAGGAGGAUCAAUGCAUAUGUAUACCAAAAACUUCUAUGGUGGCAAUGGUAUUGUUGGUGCUCAGGUUCCUCUUGGAGCUGGGAUUGCGCUGGCCUGUAAAUACUUCGGUAAAAACGAAAUCUGUUUGACGUUAUAUGGGGAUGGUGCCGCCAAUCAGGGCCAGAUAUUUGAAACGUACAAUAUGGCCGCCUUAUGGAAGUUGCCUUGUGUUUUUAUCUGUGAGAACAAUCGGUAUGGAAUGGGGACGUCGGUUGAAAGAGCGGCAGCCAGUACUGACUACUACAAAAGAGGAGACUUCAUUCCAGGGCUCAGGGUGGAUGGCAUGGAUGUUCUCUGUGUUCGAGAAGCGGCAAAGUUUGCAGCUGAGUACUGUAGAGCUGGAAAAGGUCCUAUUCUGAUGGAGUUACAGACAUACCGUUACCAUGGCCACAGUAUGAGUGACCCUGGAAUAAGCUAUCGUACUAGAGAAGAAAUUCAAGAAGUGAGAAGCAAAAGUGAUCCCAUUACUUUGCUGAAGGACAGAAUGGUCAACAAUAACCUUGCUAGCAUUGAAGAAUUAAAGGAAAUUGAUGUGGCAGUAAGGAAGGAGAUUGAGGAAGCUGCUCAGUUUGCUACCACUGACCCAGAGCCACCAUUGGAAGAACUAGGCAACCACAUCUACUGCAAUGAGCCACCCUUUGAAGUGCGUGGCCCAAACCAGUGGAUAAGGUACAAGUCUGUCAGCUAAAGGCCUUUCUGUUGGCGUAACUUAUUCUUACGAAUAAGUGAAUGCAUUUACAGGAACUGUAAUGACUCUGAAACAAACCUUAAGCUUAUUUCAAAGCUCUUUCAAAAGAGGAAA
Pygoscelis adeliae (Adelie penguin) is the source of this 1434-nucleotide messenger RNA. It is a transcript of the gene PDHA1, whose product is annotated as pyruvate dehydrogenase (lipoamide) alpha 1. NCBI's taxonomy places the organism in Eukaryota, Metazoa, Chordata, Aves, Sphenisciformes, Spheniscidae. Gene Ontology annotation, biological process: pyruvate decarboxylation to acetyl-CoA. Gene Ontology annotation, cellular component: intracellular membrane-bounded organelle. The record is from RefSeq and is a predicted model, not a curated record. Gene Ontology annotation, molecular function: pyruvate dehydrogenase (acetyl-transferring) activity. The transcript has 13 exons. The coding region runs from base 1 to 1320 and encodes 439 amino acids.